UAUGGUUGAUCACAAAUGUCUUACAAUCCCUUCCACAAGAAGCAAAAGAAAAAUACUUCGAAGAAAAACUUCUUAUCAACAAAAAUGAUGAAGUUUUCUUCUCUUCUUGUGCUUUUCUUUAUUUUCCCGAUCGCAUUGGCCCAACUGCGAGUCGGAUUUUAUAGCCGGUCAUGCCCUCAAGCCGAGACUAUCGUACGCAAUCUGGUGCGCCAACGGUUUGGUGUUGACCCAACCGUAACUGCUGCUUUGCUCCGUAUGCACUUUCACGACUGUUUCGUUAGGGGCUGUGACGCUUCCCUUCUCAUUGACUCAACCAACUCUGAGAAAACGGCCGGACCAAACGGAAGCGUUAGAGAAUUUGACCUGAUUGACCGCAUCAAGGCUCAGCUAGAGGCUGCGUGUCCCUCCACGGUCUCAUGCGCUGACAUCAUCACAUUAGCGACACGUGACUCCGUGGCGUUAGCUGGAGGCCCGAGCUACAGCAUCCCCACGGGAAGGCGCGAUGGUUUGGUCUCAAACAAUGUUGACGUGGCCCUUCCGGGUCCAACAAUCUCUGUCGCCGGAGCCGUCAGUUUGUUCACCAACAAAGGGAUGAACGUAUUCGACGCUGUGGCUCUUCUGGGUGCACAUACCGUUGGUCAGGGAAAUUGUGGUCUAUUCAAUGACAGGAUCACUAAUUUCCAGGGCACCGGACGACCUGACCCGUCCAUGGACCCAGCCUUGGUUUCCAGCUUAAGGAACACAUGUAGAAACAGCGCGUCAGCGGCACUAGACCAGUCGACUCCACUAAGGUUCGACAACCAAUUCUUCAAGCAGCUCCGUAAAAGGAGAGGAGUGAUGCAGGUUGACCAGCGGCUCGCAACAGACCGUCAGACUCGUGGUGUUGUGGCUCGAUAUGCUAACAACAAUGCCUUCUUCAAACGUCAGUUUGUUAGGGCAAUGAUAAAGAUGGGAGCCGUUGAUGUGCUUACCGGUCGUGCUGGUGAGAUUAGGAGAAACUGCAGGAGAUUCAACUGAUGACCUUGAUGAAUUACUACUAAAUGUGGACGUAAUUAUAUUUUAUAUUUUCAAGUCUUAUUUAUGUUUCUAAAUCAUUUUUGUGUGUGUUUGUUGGAUUUUUGUUGCUUAAAUAUUUUUUCGUGAAUUGGAUAUAUAGUUUCAUUUCUCGAAAAAUAUAACUAUAUGUUGGUCUGAAUAUUGAAGAUGUAUCUUAUUCUUAUUCAUUUAUUUUGUGGUAUUUAGUCUUUUUAAAAUAUUGAUCAAGUAUCUUUGUCCUGAUUAAUUAUAUAUAAACUUUUAUA
Messenger RNA from Brassica napus (rape), 1301 nucleotides. RefSeq names its product peroxidase 57-like. Lineage: Eukaryota; Viridiplantae; Streptophyta; Magnoliopsida; Brassicales; Brassicaceae. Bases 16 to 1017 code for a protein of 333 amino acids. Gene Ontology annotation, molecular function: heme binding; peroxidase activity. The record is from RefSeq and is a predicted model, not a curated record. The transcript is spliced from 3 exons. Gene Ontology annotation, biological process: hydrogen peroxide catabolic process; response to oxidative stress.